Vanessa atalanta (red admiral) is the source of this 2710-nucleotide messenger RNA. RefSeq names its product zinc finger protein rotund-like. The transcript is spliced from 7 exons. NCBI's taxonomy places the organism in Eukaryota, Metazoa, Arthropoda, Insecta, Lepidoptera, Nymphalidae. The record is from RefSeq and is a predicted model, not a curated record. Bases 1 to 2025 code for a protein of 674 amino acids.
AUGAAGCGAGAAUUUGACGAAUUCAAUUCCGAUGAUAAUAAGGAUCAAAAUGAAACGUUCAGCGAUGCUAAUUCAGAAGCGAGCGACGUUGAAAACAACCCUAACGAUGAGGGAUCGGGCACAGCCUUAGAUUAUACAGAAAACGCUCUAUCCCUGCACCCAAUGGCAGAUUUUAUAAAGAAGGAAUUCUUACCUGAAUUCGAUUUUUCGAAUCCGUUUAGAAAUCAAAAUCUCGCUUUCAAAGAUGGCUUUCAAAACACGAGAUCUCCUUUCCUCCUGCCGACGCAACUUUAUAAAAGUUUUUUGGCUACACUUGGCAAGAGGAGACGAAAUGUUGCUGAUUGUUAUUCGCUUUAUUCGAGAAAUAUGCUUUUCUCGAACGGUUUCGGUUUGGAAACGUCGGAUGACGAGAACAACGCAGAUAGAAUCACUAAUUCGCCUGAUGAGAAGGCGGGUGCGUCAUCAGCGUUCGUUUGGAGCGGAGGGGGGGUGACAGGGGGAGGGGGGCAGGAGCAAGCGGUCGCGCAGCCCGCCGCCGUGCCUACUGGUACCUCAGGCGGCGGCGGGGCGCAAGGCCUAGUUCACUGGAUGUCGGUGAUGGCGGAACAUAUGGGAGGGGGACACCACGACCCCUCCCACUACGCGCUGCCACCUUGGAACAAUGGUGGUGUCGAUCAUUGCCAACAAAAAGAUGGUCUGGAUUACGCCGCGUGGUCGCGACCACGAGGCGCGAUGACCAUCAAACAAGGUUACGAGGCCAAGAUGAGCACAGGGGACGGCACUGUUGGUGGUCAUCAGAAAGCAGACGACAGGCUCGGCCAUCACCAGUCUAUGAGCCAGAUGCUGUACGGCGCAGGUCUCGGACCAGGGUCAUCGUCCUCGUCGCCAGUAGGGGGCACGAACACCGGCAGUGGUCUGCUAGUCGUCCCUCAGCCCCUGGGCAAGGGGCCUACAAAACUACAGCCCCUGCACACACAUGCGAGGAAGUAUCAUUGCAAGAUGUGUCCACAGGUCUUUGGCUCAAAAGCGGAUCUCCAGCUACACACGCAGAUCCACCUCCGCGAAGCGAAGCCCUAUCGCUGCACCCAGUGUCCGAAAGCCUUCGCGAACUCCUCAUACUUGGCGCAACAUUCCCGCAUACACUUGGGUAUCAAGCCUUACCGCUGCGAGAUUUGCCAGCGCAAGUUCACGCAACUCUCUCAUCUACAACAACACAUUCGCACUCAUACCGGUGAUAAACCUUACCGAUGCACUCAAAUCGGAUGCACCAAAGCCUUCUCCCAGCUCUCUAACCUCCAAAGUCACAGUCGCUGUCAUCAAACCGACAAGCCGUUCAAAUGCAAUUCUUGCUACAAGUGUUUCACACACGAGAAGGAUCUACUGGAACACAUUCCGAAACAUAAAGAGUCGAAACAUCUGAAGACGCACAUCUGCCAGUACUGCGGUAAAAGCUAUACCCAGGAAACGUACUUAAGUAAGCAUAUGAACAAGCACGCCGAGAGGGCUGACAAGCGACCGCCGAUAUCUGCUUUGGGACUGAGCGGGCUCAAUAGGUCCCUAGCGGCAGCUGCCCCGACGGCCGCACCUUUUGCUGAUCACCCCUACUGGCCGAAAGUAAGCCCAGAUUCAGCGGCUCACAUGUCCGAUGAGGGUGGAUAUCAUCAACAACGAGAAAGUGAUGAUCAUCACGAACAGCAGCUUCAGCAGCAGCGGGCAUUGUUUGCCCAGCACGAAAGUCAAGAAGACCGCAUACAACCCCCAGUUUCGUCCGCCGCGAACUCCGCCUUCACUCCCAUAAACUCGAUGGCUCCUCAUCUUAACGGACUGUCGCAUCACAGUGCGCUUCCAACGAGACCAUAUUUGUACGACCCACUUCAUUUUCAGCAAGGAAAACAGCAGCCAAACUCGUUCCCUAACCAAUUGAUAUCACUUCACCAAAUUCGGAAUUACGCUCACCAGCCCUCGGCACUCUUGCCCGCAGAACACAUUCUGCCCCAUUCCUUAGCUCACAAAGACAAACAGUAACCCCCUUGCCGUUUCUGUAGGUGCACUUACCUUAGAACUUAUGAUGGUAUUAUUAGUCUUUAAAAAAAUAAACAAAAAUUAUUAAAAUGUUUAGAAUCUCGCUCUCCAAGACAGUGGUAUUAUGUAUGAAAUACGAAAUUUGUUUGUCACUAGUGAUGCGAAGUUCAUGUUUUUAGACUUAUAUCGAUAUUGUGUAUAAAUAUUCUGAAUCUGCGAGUAGAUAUGUAACAAAUAUUGUAUGAAAUGUGAUUUCAAAUUUUAUGUAAAUCACGCUCGAAUUUAUUACUGAUUAGUUUUCAUUAAAGCACAGUCACUCAUAUAUCAGGUUCUCGUAGGUAUUUAAAUCCUUAUUUAAUUAUUAAUUAGUAAUAACAAAUCUUUUAGAGAUGUCUUAUUAUUAAAACAAAUCACAGCAAACCUUAUAUACACUGUUGCCUUUAAGAAAACUAAUCUUUAUAUUAAAAUUUCAAAGCAAUAACGUCAGAAAAUCUCUUUAAAAAAUUUAUAGGAAAAAAUAAUAAUACAAUUGCAUAAUAAAAAGGCUUUACAAACGUAAUAAUACUCUACACUUCGAUGUUUUAAUUAUUCUGUGAGUCUUAUCACAUUUUAACGUGUAAAUUAUAAAUUCUAAAGUACUGAAUGUAACAAACAAACUUUAUUUUGAAUAAAAUAGGUAUAAUUUUUA